UAAGCCACAGAGAAGCCGCGGACGGGCCCUCCUGACGACUCCUCUACGCCGGGAGAUAAACCGACCUGCACGGCUGCACCCGGCCGCGACUCGCAGCUCCGCUCCUGCUGCUCUCGCCCGCCGCGCCGCGCCGCGCCCCUCCGGUUCUUCGCGAGCAGUUCUUGUCAGACAUUGCCAUCACCUCUUGCAAUGGAUGGAAGCCAGUAUGAUGAUGACUGGGUAUUGCCUAGUGCCGAUAUCACUCUUGUUCUUGUUGGGAAACUUGGCUAUGGCAAGAGUGCAACUGGAAAUAGCAUCCUUGGACAGAAAGCAUUUGUAUCAGAGUACUCCCAUGCUAGUGUUACUAAUACUUGUCAGAUGGGAAGCACUACCCUGAAGGAUGGUCGCACAAUCAAUGUUAUCGAUACACCAGGGUUGUUUGAUAUGACCAUUUCAUCCGAUGAUGCUGGUAAAGAGAUUGUUAAGUGUAUGAACAUGGCUAAAGAUGGGAUACACGCAGUUCUGAUGGUUUUUUCUGCCACAUCUCGGUUUUCUCGAGAAGAUGCAAGUACAGUUGAGACCAUUAAGGUCUUCUUUGGGGAAAAGAUUGUCGACCACAUGAUCUUAGUUUUUACUUAUGGAGAUCUAGUUGGUGAAUCAAAAUUGAGGAACAUGCUAAAUAAUGCACCGGAAUAUUUGCAGAACAUUGUUGAGCUAUGCCAAAACAGAGUUGUGGUUUUCGAUAAUGUGACCGAGGACCGCAUGCGCCAGGCACAGCAGCUUGACAAAUUGCUUGAUGUAGUGGACUCUGUUUGUGCAAACAACGGAGGAAAACCAUUUUCAGAUCAAAUGUUCACUCGCAUCAAGGAGGUGCAUGAUAGAGAAACAGAGGUGCAUACCAUGGGAUAUUCGGGAUAUUCAGACGAGCAGAUAUCUGAGUUGAAGAAGGAGAUUCAUAGAACCCGCGAUGAACAGCUUGCCCAUAUAACCAGCAUGGUUGAGGAAAAGCUAAACUGUACAGUCGAGAAGCUGCAAGAGCAACUCAUGGAGGAACAAAACGCAAGGCUCCAAGCAGAGAAAGUGGCAUAUGAAGCUAGGAUGAAAUCAGAAGAGGAGAUCAACAAGCUGAAGGAGAGCCUCAGGAAGGCCCAGUUGGAGAACGAGGAGUUCCGGAGGUUGGCGGCAGAGCGCAGGUGUGCUAUCCUCUAAGGGGUAGCCGCAUCAUCCAGGAUUUCCCUCUUCAAUCUUCAAUGGGUGGAGAGCAGAUAAAAACUUUUGCUGCCGUGCCAACGUCUCAUAUCUGUACAUUACUAGUAGUGAGUAUCAUCACAAACAUGCAAUGCGACUAAUCAGGAUGGUGUUCUUGUGAAUGGAUGGAUAAUCUAGUCUAUAUGCUUCUUUGCUGUGUUCUGGGAGGCUGGCAUGGUGAUUGUCU
This is a messenger RNA of Panicum virgatum (switchgrass), 1414 nucleotides long. Its product is annotated as immune-associated nucleotide-binding protein 9-like. The transcript has 6 exons. Gene Ontology annotation, molecular function: GTP binding. Lineage: Eukaryota; Viridiplantae; Streptophyta; Magnoliopsida; Poales; Poaceae. The record is from RefSeq and is a predicted model, not a curated record. Bases 190 to 1188 code for a protein of 332 amino acids.